Messenger RNA from Schistosoma haematobium, 7012 nucleotides. RefSeq names its product Innexin inx2, variant 2. Lineage: Eukaryota; Metazoa; Platyhelminthes; Trematoda; Strigeidida; Schistosomatidae. Bases 5792 to 6679 code for a protein of 295 amino acids. The transcript is spliced from 3 exons. The record is from RefSeq and is a predicted model, not a curated record.
UGGUGAAUUUAAGGUUGAAUUUUUAAUGUGUGUGUGUGUGACAAAAGACGAGGAUGGAAAAUUUGUCCUCUAUUAUACUACAUUUUUUUUAUCUAAUACAAAGUUAUCAGAUUUCUAAAUACCAAUCUGUCCUAUUUGAUUUUAUAUGGCGAUGCUGUAUGAAUAGUUUUAUUCUAAUGAGUGUUAAAAAAUUCACAUGAGUGUGGUACAUAAUUCUCCUGUUAAAUUUGGCUAGAUGACAUUAAGAUUUACGUACUCUUACGUAUACUUGAACAAUAAUUACAAAAGUUUGAUCAGUUCAGAUUGUUUGAAAAUAACAUUGCUGAAUCAAUAUUAUUUAAGUAUUAUGUAUGGAAACUUAAUAACUGCAGAUAAAGAAUGUGUUUGCACUUAGAUAUUGUUUGUUAGUUAAUACGUAUUAUCUUCAUUUUCUAUGUUUUAUUAAUGAUAGUUACAUGUAGAUUCUCAUUAAUAAUAAUAGGAGUUCAGACAGAAAUAGGACAUGACAUAUUCUGUGAAAAUGAAUAGAAACUAACAAAACAUCGUAAUUUACAGCUUUUCCUCGGUUCCGAGCAGUUUUAAAGUUAUAUUCGGUAGUACAGUCACACCAAGAUUCAUCAUCAAAACAAAUAGCAACUACCUUCUUAUCAAUUACACUGAACGUCAGUUACAUUGAAUAAUCCUUAAUUGCGUCGUUAAAAUCCCAAGUCCUUUUAAUUAUGAAAUAUAUUGACCGCCCACGAUUCUUGAUUGACCAAUAAAAACAACAACAACUGCAUUGAUUUUUAAAAUAACCAAUAAGAUGUUGACAAUUUCCCCAAUUCUUUCAUCCAUUCACACAAAGCUCAUAAAACCUUGAUGAUAUUAUUUCUGAAAUAAAAUGGAAAAGGUCUUUGAUUUACAGUCGACAUGAUCGGCACAGAGUUCUUGGAUUAUUUAUCAAAGUUCCAAGUCGCUACCUAUGUCGGAGUUGAAGAUUUUGCGGAUAAAUUUAAUUUUCUCAUAACAGUUAUGGUUCUUAUGCUUUGUACAACAAUUGUCACUAUCAAACAGUAUAUGAUGAAACCGAUUUCAUGCUACAUGGCAACAGAUUUGGGUGGAAAAAACUUAUUAGAUUAUGUUGAGAACUACUGCUGGGUUCAGGGCACUGUCCCUAUAGCAUAUUCUGGUCGAGUACCAGAGACAGAUGAAGGUUGGGCGGAAUUAGAGAAGCAUAAACUACUGUAUUAUCAGUGGGUGCCAUUUGUUCUUGGCCUACAGUGUAUUUUAUUCUAUUUACCUCGAUUAAUUUGGCAAAUGAUAUGCUAUAACAGAGUUGGGACAGAUGUACAUCAUUUAGUCUUAUGUGCUAAUCAAGCAGUACAUGCUAAUGAUGAACAAAGAACUAAAAUGGUACAACACUUAGCAAAAACAUUAGAACAAUUAUUAUUUCAGUAUGUGGUUAUGAAGAUUGUUGAAUGUCAUUAAAAUCAUGAACCGAUCUACGUUAGAGCACUACUGAAAACGUGGAAGCACCGGACAACUAUUUCAUCCUAAUAUGGGUUUCUGAUUUCAAUUAUCAUAUAUUUGUUUUCCUUUUAUAUAUACUAGGUUUUUACACUUUUCUUAAAAUAUCAGAGACAUCUUUUUGUGAGAGUCAUUUAUGAUGAAAUAUGUCUCCUUUAUUUAUUAUUUAACAUUUACUAUUAUAUAUUGUACUAUGUUAUUAACAUAAUAUACCUAACUAGUCUUAAGGAUAAAUCACUUUCAUUGUUAAAUAAACAACAUUAUCCCCCUUUUAUCCAUUUAUAUAAUAACUGAGUUGUUAGUUAGUCGUAUACAUCUGUCCAUGCAUGCACACUUUUAAUUUUGCUGAUUUUAACAUACAGUGUUAUUGUUUUGCGUGAGAUCAUCAACAGUGUGUAAUAAACAUAUUUAUUGAUUCGUUAAAUGUUAUCGCACUAGUUUUAACUAAUGCAUGUGUAUGUGAUCCACCUUUUAUUGUUUAAUGUUUGCAAAAAUUAAUACGAAUGCAUAGUGUAUUUGCUUUGAUUUCAUGCAUGUCUAUUGUCUAACCUUCUCACCCCUUCUCUCUUGGUUCUGCACAAAUGCAAUAACAAAACGUUGCUGGUUUACAACCAUGGAUUCUUGCAUGCAACAUUCUAUGUUUGUUAAUUACGAUUUGUUUUUAUGCGGGUGGUACAUCAUUAAAUUUAUUUUCACUUGGUUGGUUGGUAUGGUGGCAAAACUCUCGUUUUAUCUCACUGGUUGAGAAUGGAUUUUAGCAACAGAAAAAACGACUUGUAUCAAAAUCAUAUCAUCUUCAUAAACGCAGGUCAGAUUUUGAUUCUUGCAUCAAUAUUGCACCAAAUGUCAGCGGACAAACGUCUACUACUGCUGCUAGAUACCAUUCAGACAAAACUAAAAAUGAUAGAUUUCAUGAUGAGAUUGUACGGUUUAAUGACGGUGAAAAUGAUGAUACUGAUAUUGAGGACAAUGAAAUUUCACGCGUAACGCGUAGAUAUCGCAAUACAGUUAAUAUUCUUAAAUGUGUCCGUUACACUGGAACAUUCCUAUCAUUGAUAUAUUUACUUGUAAAGCUCUUUUAUUUGUGUAAUUCAGUUGGCCAAUUAUUUUUAAUGCAAUACUUCCUCGGUUUUACAAACUAUAAUUCUAGUUUAUUUGGCAUGAGUAUUUUAUAUAAUAUACUACAUGGUCAAGAUUGGCGAUCAACCUUAAUAUUUCCACGUGUAGCUUAUUGUUAUGCACCAGUAAAACACUUGGGUACAAAAGUUAACACUGCUACAGCUCAGUGUGUCUUACCGGUAAAUAUGUUAAAUGAAAAAAUUUACAUAUUUCUCUGGUGGUGGAUUCUAUUAGUUUGUGUAGUAAAUUUUCACAGUCUACUUCGAUGGUGUUUACAAUUCGCCUGUCAAAAUCGUGGCUGUCAGUUUGUGAUAAACUACAUUAAAUUGUCGAAUGUUUUAACUUCAUCCGAAUUAUAUUUUGCUGAGAAAUUCGCACGUAAAUUCUUACGACGUGAUGGAAUGUUCCUGCUACGCAUGCUUGCAUUGAAUGCUGGUGAAAUGGUCACGUCUGAUAUUGUCAAUGAAAUGUGGUUGAAUUACCGUAGAAUUGUCGUUGAGCCGGUGGUUGAAAAUCAUAAACAUCAUAGUCAGAGAUUAAAUCCUAAUGAAUCUAGUUGGGAUAGAGGGUCAAAAACUGAUUCUUCAACUAUGACAAAUGAAAAUGGAUACUUGGGUACAUCUGAGUCAUCAGAACUAAAGAAUAAUAAACAGGAUAAUGAGAAAGCGAGUAUUGAGCUGAUAGACCUACCUGGAAGAUAGUCCUGUGUUUAAAUAAUGUUUCUUUAUGUAUGCAUGUGCUUGUUUUUGGGUUUUUAGUUUCUCGAUUUAAUUUCGAAUAAAUGAUAUGAUUGAGAGAAACCAAACUACCGGUGACUUGAGAAUGUUUAAGACGCUUCUAAUUUUUCAGAUUUUCCUUUCAGUUUGUGCCUUCUUUUUCGUUAAAUGCAUUUUUCAUUUCCAUCGUCCAUAACAAGACGAUGACUAAGAUUAUAAUAAUAUUAAUUUUUUGAGACUUAUUGACGUGCAUCAUGCUGACAAUGUCAUUAUUACUACUAAAAUUGUUAUAAGUAGCCAUUUUUGCCAAAUAAAAAUAUAGAAUACAAUGGAUUUUUUCAUACUAUAAUGAAAAAGAUAACAAAUCAAAUUUACUUACUUUUCUUUAUUGUCUUAAGAGAGAGGGACUUUCACAUCAAUGCGUCUGUUGAACAUUUGAUAACAUUGCACUUUCAGUUUGACAAUAUGAUGUAUACAUGCACUUAAAGUCAUUCUUUUUGGUAAUUUAAACUAGUUAGUGAUAAUUCAUGUUGUUUUACGAUAUAUCUGGGGAUGAAUCAAUUGGUAACAAGUGUAAAUUUUUGGCUUUUGCAUGUUGGUGAACUAGUCAACAUCAUUCAUUUUUAUUUAGUGAAAUAAAUGUUUUGCUUGAGGACGAAAAUGUAUCUUCACUUCAUAAAACUAACUUCUCGACCAGUUUUUAUGUAACUCACAAUGGUCAUAAAUGCUGUGGUAUAAGGCUAUUAUUCACCAACUUAUGUUUAUCACUUAAACCAGUAUGAAAUAAGAUAUUUACACAAUGGUGAUCUUAAUUAGAGACUUCAUAAAAUCGUGAAUUAAUUGAAGUCCGAAACAUGGACAGUUAGAUAUCUCUACGGUGGGUUAGCAGUAUUAGGCUCACCAAAGCUACUUGGUGUUUCUUGGUUUGAACAUACAGAUGACUAUGGACACGAAAGAGCACCAAGAUCUUUGGUUUAAAUGGAUCAGUUGUUGACGGAAAUUGCUUUCAGAAUAAACAAAACCACAUUAAGCAAACUUAUUUAUGAGUUGGUUUAGUACUGUACUUUUAAGUGUCCCGGGCUUGUUAACAACCAGGUAUAACUUUCACAUAUUCCACCAUAACAAUCAUCUGCAUAAAUCAGUGAGAUAAAUUGUAUAUACACAGCAUUUUUCAUCUGUCUAUACCUCAUGUGCACUAGUUCAUUCAAUAUUAUGAUUACUCAAGCUAUUGUUUGAAAAAAAUGUAUCAAACAAAACACUAACAUAAUGCCACUUCGUUGGUAGGCUAUUAAUAUAUCUGAAAGGGUACUAUAAACAUACAUAAUUAGUUUGCUUGUAGUCUUCUCUCAUACACAUGCAACUCACGAAAUAGAUGCUAUAGUGACUAAACCUAUGCAUAUCAACCAAUGAAAUAAUCAGUUCGCCGUAUUCAGUCGAAACUUAGAACAGCAAUUGUUAUUCAGAUUACAAUUCCGAGCUCUGGAUUUUUCAACAAACCAUUUGCAUAUUGGGAGGGUCUACUUAUCAACGACACCAGAAAAUGGGUUGUUUUGUAUUAUUGAUUUACUAAUCCAUUAGAAAAUCGAGUGUUAAGGAAUUCCGUCACGUGGAUAUUUACUACUGAGAAUGUUUUAUGAUCUAGCGUAUAAACCUAGCCAUACCUUCAUACAAAACUCAGGCUCAGCUGACAGUGAAUCAGUAAUCAAUUUGGAAAAUGUUACUUUUAGAUAUACAAACCGAAAAAGUUACAUUAAACCACUGUGUAGUACGACUACUUUUUAAUUAAUAAGGUGUAACCAUUCAAAUAAUAGGUUGCAUUAAUCAUGAGUGCAUUAAAUUUUCUCCGCUUAUAGAUUGCAUUACUAUACAUUUUUAGAUAAUGAUAGUUAAUAAUGAAAACGACGAGAGAACUUUUGUCUUGUCUGAAGCGUUCCAGUUGAAAUGAUCAUAAUUUCAAUAAUUUUUUUAUGACUUAAGUCUACUGUUUACUACUCCAAAAUAUCGAAUGUAUUAUGGUGGCUCGCUUUCUAUGAUAAUAUACUAGACAUAAUUCACAUGAUUAAACUGAUAAUUUUAGUCAUAGAAUCAGUCAUAUACAAAAAACAAAACAACUAACCGACUGACUGAAUGCAAUAAUAUGUACCAUGCUGAACAAAAUAUACAAUCAAAUUAGAAUAAAAAUGACUAAUUUGUCAGUCAACCAGCCAAUAGUAGAUGAUGAAAUGAAGGUCGCAAAGUAACCACUGGUUAUUUGACUUUAUCAUUCAUAACGAAAUGCUUGAUAUUACACGAAUAUUCAGUGAAAUAUCCCUUAUUUUGCAUUACAUUUAACCAUGCAAAUUUUAUGUAUUCAUUUUUUUGCAAACAUAAAUUUCAUCUAGGAUUUUUCUGUUUUCUUUAUUUAGCAACGUGAAUACCAUCAUGGAUUAUGGCCUCGAGUACGUCGUCGAAUGAAAAAAUGGGGUUAUUUAUUCUUCAUAAGUAAACGUCUUGGGACACGAUUAUUUGGAAUUUAUUUAUUCAUCAAAUGUCUUUAUUUAUUAAAUGCAAUCGGACAAAUAUUUAUGAUGCAAUCAUUUCUUGGUUUAAAAUCAAAUUAUACAUUAUUUGGUAUAACUAUAUCUAGAAAUAUUUUAGCUGGUCUCGAUUGGGAAGUGACAAUGAUUUUUCCACGUGUUGGAUUUUGUUUAGUUCCAUUAAAACAUUUUGGGUCUAAUAAUUAUGCAACAGCACAAUGUGUUCUACCAGUAAAUAUGCUUAAUGAACGUAUUUAUAUGUUUCUAUGGUUUUGGAUUGUUCUCACUGCAACAAUUACAGCUAUCAGUAUACCAGCGUGGUUUACACGUAUGAGUUAUGAAAAAUCACGUACACGUUUUAUAAAAAAAUAUUUAAAACUUGGUGAACAAGUUAGUAGGAAAGAUAGAUAUAUGGUAGAAAAAUUUACCGUAUUAUUUUUACGUAAUGAUGGUGUUUUUCUACUGCGUAUGAUUGCUAUCAAUGCCGGUGAAUUGAUUUGUUCUGAAAUAGUUUGUCAGUUAUGGCAUAUAUUUCGUGAAAAAUAUUUUUAUCGUGAUUUAACACGUUGUAAACGUGGUUGCGAUGAAAUGCAUCAUUUAGGCUUGAGAUUAUCUCGUGGUAUUGUCAAUUUAAAAGAAAGGUAUUCCAAAGAAAAUAAAAUUAAAUUGGAAGCUACAGCUUCAGCACCUCCACUUACUGAUGCACCUCUUGGAACAGAUGAAGACGAAGGUGGUUACGCUGAUGAUGAUGAAGAUGAACAGAAAGAUAUAAAAAAACAUUAUAGUAAAAAAUAUUCAUGGGAACAAAAAGAGUCCGUUUAACUAUAUUAUUGUUAACACACAUAUCGUCACAUGUAACACAGUCAUAAACGUUGCUUUGAGAUGUACAGAUUACAUAUUCAGCUCAUUUUUUAUAAACAUUUUUUAAUGAAAAAUAUUUAUUAUUAUUUUUUGUUACAUUUGCUAUUUAUUAGUGAACGUAUUGAAGAUAUCUAAUGAGUUAUCUUUAGUUUACUCUCCUUUUUCUUGUGUUCACUCAAGAAAACAAUUUCCCCUUAUUGUACAAUUAACCUCAUUGAUUAUGUUUUCUUUUUUUUUGAAUUGAUCAAGAGUUUAUGCAUUUAUGUAAAUCAGUUGUAAUUAAAUUAUUCGUCG